This is a messenger RNA of Mobula hypostoma (lesser devil ray), 2275 nucleotides long. RefSeq names its product espin-like. Bases 969 to 1934 code for a protein of 321 amino acids. Lineage: Eukaryota; Metazoa; Chordata; Chondrichthyes; Myliobatiformes; Myliobatidae. The record is from RefSeq and is a predicted model, not a curated record. The transcript has 6 exons.
UUGGACUUGAUGUCGAUGUUGUGUGUUGGGUAGUUAGGGACAGUUUUAGCUGGGCAUGAAGCCAGCCUUGUGCGGUUUCUAGCCAAAGUUACCAUCUGCCAGCAACUUGCCUGCGCUCCUUUCUUUGGUCGACUCGUUGGCAAAAUUUCCGAAAUGUUCUUCCACUUUGCAAAUAAAACUCUGUGUGUGCCCUGACCUUCAAGGCUAGGAUAUAUCACACCGGUGCUGUGGUUUCUGCUAUUUGAGAGGAGGUUCCAACUGAAUCUUCUCUGAACAUUCAUCCACUUGUCAACAAUUGCCGUGCACACCUCAGAACAGAGUUCGGUAACUCACAGGAAGAAACAUGGAGGAAAAAAAGGAUUCCUCUCCAUCUUGCAACUACAGAAUAGUGCCAACAUCACUUCCCCUGUCCAGUACCCUAACCACCACUCUUUCAAAUGCUUCGACUUGUGAGAGGACCACACCUUCUCCACAGUCACCAAACAAAGACCGGGCUUAUUUCAAUAUGACAUCCCCUUCUUCAAGCAACAAGGAGCUUUUGUGUGAGCUGAAAGCCGGAAAGGUCCUGAGGCCAACACAGCACACGACAGGCCUGACCACAGUAUUUUCUGGAAGUGGAAGAAAUACACAGGCAAGGUUCUGAAGGACCGGUGAGUUCAAGAAGGAAACUAGGGAUUAUCCUGGAAACCAUAGACUGAUUCUGCGGUUGAGUGCAGGCUGGGGGAAUGAGCCAUCAAAGGAAUGAGGACGACGUAAGCCCUCAGACCAAGUGAAAACAGAUGGCUGCACAAAAUCGAACACUGAUAGUAAAUCUUCUACUUAAACUGAAAUAAAAAACUGACGUGUACAUGUAACCUCAGUGCUGCUCGAUGACCAUCAGGAUAUUUUCAUCCAUUGUGUCUUUGCAGAGAGAAUUCACCAAAGUAAAUAUGGGUCCAUUCCACACAGAGUCAGGGUAGUGAUAUCGAAUGUGUAUGAAUUCAGACAGAUCUGUCUCUCUGUCUCUCCUCACACUCUCUCUCAACUCUUUCACUCCCUUUUCUCACUCCCUCUCCUCCUCUCCUGAACUCACCCUCUCAUGCUCUCUCCUCUCCCUCACUCACUCCCUUCUCCCUCAAAUUCUCUCUGUCCCCUCUCCUCUGUAUCACUCACUGUCUCAUUGUCUCUCCUCUCUCUCUCUCACUAUCUUUCUGUCUGUGUGCCUCUCUCUUGCUCACUCUCUCACACUUCCUCUUCUCUCACUCCCUUUCUCACCUCUCCCUUCUCUCUCCUCUCUCUCGCUCACUAUAUUUCUCUCACCCACUCAUUCUCUCCUGUCUCUCUCCUCUCUCCAACUCUCUCUUUCUCUGCACUCUCCCACUCUCUCCUCACACUCACUCUCUCCCCUCCCUCUCCUCUCCUCUGUCUCUCCACUCUCUUCCUCACACACUCCUCUCUCUCUCACUCCAUCUCUCUGUCUCUCUCACACUCUCCCUCUCUCUGUUCCUCUCUCCUGUGUGUCUCUCUAUCUUUCUCUCUCUCUCUCACUUUCUCUUGCUCAUUCUCUCCCUCUCUCUCUUUCUCCCCUCUCUCCCUGUCUCUGUCUCUCUGUAUCUGUGUCUCUAUCUCAUUCUGUCUCUGUUCCUCUCUCUCCCUCUCUCUCCCUCCUCUGUCUCUGUCUCUCUCUUUCCCCAUCUCUCUCUCACCCACUCUCUCCAUCUAUCUCUCUCCUCUCUCUCUGUUCUACCACUCUGUCUCUCUCCCUCUUACUCUCUCUGCCCCUCUCUCUCUCUGCUCUAUCUUUCUUUUCUCUCCCUCCCUCUAACACAGUUCUUCUAUCUCUGUCACCCCUUCUCUCUUUUUCCUCUGCCUCACUCUCUCUCUAUCUCCCUCACUCUCCUCUUUUUGUCUCUCUCCAUCUCUCUCUAUCUUACGCACUCUUCUUUCUGUCUUAGUCUAAUUCGUCCCCUCCCUCUCCCCCUCCCCCUCGCACGCUCUCCCCUCUCCCCCUCACUCUCACGCGCUCUCCCCCUCACUCUCGCCCUCUGACCCCUCACUCCCACCCUCUCGCCCCUCACUGUCGCGCCCUCUCGCCCCUCACUGUCGAGCGCUCUGCUCCUCUCGCCCCCACUCUCGCACGCUCUCUCUGUCAGGAAAAUACAGAGCAGUAAACAUUGGCAUAGGCAUCAUAGGCAUUGAGCUAUGAUGUUAAAAAAAAUGGUGGAAUCCUGGCAAAUUAAACGGUAGUGCUGGAAAUGUUCUGCCAGUCAUUAAGCACCUAUGGGACAUACCUAGA